AGCGUCAUAGUGCUGCUUUCGAUUAGAACCGACGGCUGUAUCUUAAAUGGCGAUGAAGUGCACUAGGUAGGGCGCGGAAUCCUACUAGUUCACAGCGUGUUGUAGUGCGCGUGCAUAGGGAGCAUGUAGGAAUUGGGAUUUGACUCAUGACUGACUUUGCUAUUCAGGUUAUUCAGUGUUAUGGACGUUUUUUUCUGAACAGGUUGUUAUUUAUGAUUAUAUCAAAGCGUGCACAAGUUUUAUAUAUGUAUAAUAAACUUAAAUUCCUGGAUAAUUGACAUUUAGAGUCGCUAGUUAGCUAGGAAUGCUAACUUGCUAGCUAGAACUUUGUUGCUGUUGUCACCUAACUGAAGGAAUGUUCAGUGUGGCCUUGUGUUAUUGUUAUAAAUGUUAGGUAAAUAGUUCAUUUUAGUGCCCGGAAACGUUUUAAUCAUAUUUUUUCACACUGAAAAGACACUUUUAAAGAAGCAGGAGGUCAAAAACGAACUUUUUAAUCAGCCUCAGUGUGUGAGUUUUGUGAAUAUUUGUGGAUAUUUAGCAUCAUAAGUUAAAAAUUUUCUGAAACUAAAGGAACAACAAAAUAAGAAAUAUUUUUCUGUUAUCAAUCUGUCAUCCCUCCAUCAUUACAUUUGAAGUGUGUGUGUGUUUAAAGUAAAAACACACACAUAUUAAAACAGUGCAUUUACUUUCCCAUUAAUUAAACCUGUGAGUGGUGAAGGUCUCGUCGCACGUGCGACAGCUAUAUUUUCGCGGGGUGCCUGAGGUUGCCAUAGCGACGGGGCCUCGCGCCAUCUGUUGCUUCCUGGAUGCGCGCGCACGCACGCUAUAUAAACCUGCGGUGAAAAGGUUAGCAUCAGAGGCUAAACGUUCUGAGAGAAAAGAAAAGAGGGAAGAGAAGAGAAAAUAAAAUGGGGCGGGAUUGUUUCUAAGUUUGUUUUUAGUUACGUCCGAGGAAACAGCGGUUUAAAUUACGGCUCUGGUUUUACAAGUCAAAUAGUUACACAACCAAAACAAAACAAAAGAUUAAAAAAAAAGAGAGAGAGGGAGAAAUGGAGGGAGAGAGAGAGAGAGGGGGGAGUGGUGAGAGUCUAACCCGGGAAAAUGAGCCUGUGAGGCGGCAGUGAUGCUGCACUUUCCCCCGCCGCCUCUCACUUUACCUCAGAGUCUCCAUCAGCUUCAUCACGGAUUAUCUCACUUUUAUCUCCAACUUAGUUUUAAUUUUCUCAACUUUAAUCAAAUUAAUCACAUUUCCAGCAGCGUGGACUGUAAACCUAAAUGUAAGUAAGCGCUGAGGGAUAAAAUGGCGACAGGCGGAGCUCUGUUUGAUGACGGUGCAGACGAACAGGAGCUGCACAACUGGACCAUCAGCAACGGCAGCCUGGACGACCGGCUCAAUAAUAUGGACUGGGGCGUUCAGCAGAAAAAGGCGAACCGUUCGUCAGAGAAGAACAGGAAGAAGCUCUCCGCCGUGUCCGAGAGCCGUCUGACCAACGACAUCUCCCCGGAGUCGACGCCGGGGGCGGGGCGUAGGCGAGCGAGAACGCCGCACUCGUUCCCUCACGUUAAGUACACUACACAGAUGUCCGUUCCCGAUCAGGCCGAGCUCGAGCGACUGCGGCAGCGCAUCAACUUCACCGACCUGGACGAGAGGAGCAUCGGGAGCGACUCGCAGGGCCGCGUCACCGCAGCCAACAACCAGCGGCAGCUUUCCUCCGAGCCGCGGAAACCCUUCAACUUCCUCCCGCUGCACGUCAACACUAACAAGAGCAGAGAUUCUUCUGCUUCUACCCCACCUGCUACCACUACCGGGGGUAAAGAGGCUAAGAAGCAGAGCCCGGUGUCCGUCGCACCUGUCGCACCUGUCACACCUGUCGCACCUGUCGCACCUGAUAAAGAGCCGUACGGAGCCGAGAGAACCUCAGCAGGCCCUCUGGUGGACGGGAGAGGAGAACCGGCUAUCGACAGCAGCCAGGUGGUCAGUAAGCUGGUACAGAUCCGUGAGUACAUCAGCAGAGCCAGCUCUAUGAGGGACGACCUGCUGGAGAAGAACGACGUUCCAGCUAACGUCGAGCGCCUCUCUCACCUCAUCACACACCUGAAGGAGCAGGAGAAGUCGUACUUGCGCUUUCUGCAGAAGAUGCUGGCGAGAGAGAACGAGGAGGAGGAGGAUGAGGAGGAGGACGAAGGUGCCACGGUGGACUCGGCGGUGUGUUCGGGCUCCAUGGCCGAGAGCGCGUCUCUGAACCUAGAGCCUCGGUCAGAAGCCGCAGACCCCACCUGUUACCGGGUCGGGGGUCAGCAGAAGGAGGAGUUGGAGAACCUGCGCAAGCAGCACGACCUCCUGCAGAAGAUGCUGCAGCAGCAGGAGGAGCUGCGAGAGCUGCAGAACCGCCAGGCCGCCCUGCUCACCAUGCAGAACCGAGCCGAACACGCCAUGGACGACACCGUUGUAACAGAGACUACAGGAAGUGUGUCAGGUGUCAGCAUCACUUCAGAACUCAAUGAUGAACUCAACGACCUCAUACGACGCUUCCACAACCAACUGCACGACUCUCAGUCUCCGGCGGUGCCUGAUAACCGGCGUCAGGCUGAGAGUCUGUCUCUGUCUAGGGAGGUGUCCCGAUCUCGCUCUACCCACAGUCCUCGGGGGCAGCAAACCCUUGGCGGCGGCGCUGCUGCUGCUGCUGCUUCUCCCUCCCCUGCUAGUGCCAAGCUCACCAAACUACAGGAGCUCCAGGACAAGAAGCAGACGAUGGACAAAAUCCUGCAGGAGCUUCAUUCCCUCCGAGACCAGACGCUAAACAACAGCUCGUGCCGUGGUGCAUCUCAGCGAGCUUCUGAGCGUCCCUCGACGUCGGGGCGAGACGGGAACGGCGUGUGUGUACCGAGGCAGGAUUCUUCAUCUUAUGACGAUGGAGGAAAUCCGGCUGAAAAACUGAGGAAGCUGAAGGAGGUGCACAAGCGUCUGAACGAGCUAAGAGAGCUGGUGCAGUACUACGAGCAGACGUCUGACAUGAUGGUGGACACGGUGAACGAGAACGUGAACGAAGACGAGGAGGACGAGACGGAAGACGGGUCGCUCUUCGAAACCAUGUUCGAUUCGGAACAGGAGAACCGAGAACCCGUCACGAACAUCAGAAACCCUGCUCAGCCUCAGUCUACGUCUAACUGGAUGGACAUGAACACGCUGACGAACGCCUGCAGCAGCUCCAACAACAGAGUCGGCCGCCUGAACUCUCAGUGUGACGUCAACAACCGCUCGGCCGCUAACCUGCGCAGCCUCAACGUCCCCUCAGUCAUAGAGUGCCAGUAUAACCGAGACGGCUCCUACAACGGCGCAAAGCACGGGAACGGCGAUGAAGACGACGAGGACGAUGAUGACGAUGGUGCUGAGGAGGAAGAUGGAGCGAGGCGAGGGAGGAGAGAGAGCUCUGGUUCGGGGUCGAGUCGCCGGAGCAGCAUCGCAGACGACGCAGAGUUCGCUCAGAAAGUCCAUCGUCUCCAAACGGCCAAGCAGAAACUGCAGCAGCUGCGCGAGCUCGUCGCCAUGGUGCAGAGUGAUGACACGGACACCACGGCAGCCAAUGAGGACGAAGGAUUGCAACAGCAACCCAACAACACCAGAGCGACUGCACCUAAGGCCAAGAGAGAACUUACGCUCUCUGACAAGGCCAGGGAGAAGCUGUAUGAGGAGAAGUUGAGGCAGCAGCAGCAGGAGCUGAAGCAGCUUCAUGAGGAGAGACAGAGACUGAUGGAGAUCCAGGGCAAAAUCCAGGACCUGCAGUGGGCGUGUCCCGAUCUACAGUCGUCGGUGUCGAGUGCGGCGAGCGGUGUGAUGAUGAUGAAGAAGCUCCCUGCUGCAGCUUCCACUCCUGCUGUCGCACCGUCCACAUCGGCGAAGAGUAACACCGCCGUGCUCAAACACACCACCGAGCCCGCGCCCGUCACCAUCACCGACAACGAGUUGUGGUCAGAGAUGCGCAGACACCAGGUCCUGCGUGAGGAACUGAGGCAGAGACGGAAACAUCUGGAAAGUCUGAUGGCCGAGCAGCAGAGGAGGAGUGACACACACCCUACACACAGCUUCACCCGGGAUGACAGGACCAUGGCAACGUGGGGCGGCUCCACUCAGUGUCCACUGGGUGAGGAGGAGGAUGAUGAAGAUUACCCAUCUGAGCUUGGCGCGCAAGAAGACGAGGAUGAGGAAGAGGAAGAGGGAGCAGAGUCGAGCUCCACUGAUGAGCCACACUCGUACUCUAACAGGAAAUCCUGCAGCAGCGGCAAGAACAGGGACAGCGUAAAGGGUUCAUCUCCACGCUGCACCAGAUCUCGGCCUCGUCCCAAUCCCAGAGGGACGAAGAGGCAGGAAAACCUGCGCUGGGCCGCCGACCUGUCGGCCUCCGAGAGCGCCACACACACUCACACACACUGGCAGGAGCAGACCACACAGCUGCAGAGACAGCUGGACUUCAGCACUGCCAUGUGUCAGAUGCUGCUGCAGGACCAGCAGACUCUUUCGUGCAUGCUGCAGUCAAUGUUGACGGCACCGUAUAACGUGUUGCCGAAUAACCUGGGCUCACCGCAGGUGCCACUCAUCAUGCACCAGCUCAACCAGUGUUACACACAGCUCGCCUGGCAACAGAACAACGUCAACAGGUUGAAGCAGACUCUGAAUGACCUCCUUCGACAGCAGCAGCAACAGCAGGCGUCGUCAGGGCAACAGCAGCAUCAGAACGUAGCGCGGGAUUCCGUCUCGCCUUCGCCAUUCCUGCCUUUCCCUCCCAUCAGCACGCUUGGCAUGAACAACUUUUCCCCUAUCGCCGCUGGUUUUAAUCUCUCUCCCAUGUUCCCGUCCGUGGGUUCAGAGAUUCAGCAGGCAUCAGGAGCUCAGGCCGGCGCUGAUCUGCAGCCCGACCCCAACAUGUCCCUUAAAACCGAGUACAUGAGCUUCCCGCCUCCGCUGCAGCGGACCCCGCUCAACAACGCUCACACACGCUCUCAGGAUGAUCCUAAAAACUCCAGCUGGCUGAACUCGUCCCUGAACAGGUCAUGUGACCAGCGAGGCAGCGACCAAGGCCCGCUGGACUCCCAUGAUUCCUUGAGCAGCAUGCCUGACCGUGUCGAUCCCUCCACUGUCACCAAGACCUACAGACCCGGGCGCAAAGCCUCGGCUCAGGCCAGCCUCGCCUCCAGAGACAAAACCCCAAAGACCCGGCGCAGGAGGGGCAAGAACCACAACAACCCUGCAGGUUUGGACAGCGACAGUGUUUCGAGUGCCACAGAACUUGAUCACGAGCGCGAAAAGGGGAGAGAGAGAGAACGAGAGCGCUCGGCUCAGCCGAGAGCCCGGGAUCCGAACCAGAGCCUCCUGGACAAGCUUACUCAGGAGAAACUGGACAGCAAGACCAAAAAGCACAAUGACGUCUCCUCAGCAGCGUAUGCAUGGAGAACCCCCUUCCUCUCUAACCAAAUCGCAUGCACCGAAGCUCCAGACGGCAGCAGUGACUUCUCUCUGUUCGAGGCUCUGAGAGAGACUAUCUACUCGGAGGUGGCCACGCUGAUCUCACAGAACGAGUCUCGUCCUCACUUCCUCAUUGAGCUCUUCCACGAGCUGCAGCUUCUCAACACCGACUACCUUCGCCAGAGGGCGCUCUACUCACUGCAGGAUAUUGUAACCAGGCACCUGACUGAGAAGAGCGUUGCCGAGGAGCCGGGGUCGUCGCUAGGGCCGGGGUCACAGUCUGAACUCACUCCUAGCGAGAGUCUCGCCACUACUGACAAUGACGUAUCUGAGAAGGACGUGAGGGUGAAACUCAGCUCUAGAAGGAAGAGAGCCGUGGAGGGAGACUCGGUGGACAGCGAGAGCUUGUUGUCCACGUCCUCCAACCUGGAGCCAUUCGCCAGCGAUGAUCUGGGUAACACAGUGAUUCAUUUAGAUAAAGCUCUGGUGCGAAUGCGGGAGUUUGAGCGUAUGAAGCUAAAGGCCGGGUUUCCUCCUCCUGCUCCUCCUCCUCCUCCUCCUCCUCCUCCUCCUACUGCUGCUGCUGCUGUCUCUACAGCGCCCCCUGUCUCUAAUCCUGAGCUCUCUGCUGUUCCCGCUGCCGCCGCCGCUGCUGCUGGUGAUCCAGCGCUUAACCAAGGUCAGGACAUACGUUGCCCUCAGAUUGACACACAGCAGUUGGACAGACAGAUCAAAGCCAUCAUGACGGAGGUCAUCCCCUUCCUCAAGGAGCACAUGGGCGAGGUGUGUUCUCCGCAGCUCCUGACGUCGGUGAGGCGCAUGGUGCUGACGCUGACUCAGCAAAACGACGACAGCCGAGAGUUCAUGCGCUUCUUCCACAAACAGCUCGGGGGUAUCCUGCAGGAGUCCCUGAGUAAGUUCGUGGGCCGCACGCUGCAGGACUGUGGUGAGGAUCUGCUGGUGGAGAUCUCAGAGAUCCUCUUUAACGAGCUCGCCUUCUUCAGGCUCAUGCAGGACCUCGACCAGAACACACACCGCGCCAAGAGACACACACAGACCACGCCCACUAAACACACACCCUCCACCGAGGGGAAGAAGUCUGAAGGAGAAAAGACCUUCUCACCUUCAUAUUUUGACGAGGAUAAAGACCGGGAUGAGACGGAGCAGGGAAAGACGAGUCUCUGCCUCGAGGGAGAGAGAGAGCGAACGGAUGAGAAACCGAGCAGGGAUGCCUCCGAGGAGGAGGAAGAUGAAGAAGAGGAGGAGGAGGAGGAAGAGGAAGGAGACAGACUUCCGCUGUCUAUAAGCUUGUCCAAAGCGGAGACGCAGGCGUUGAAUAACUACGGCAGCGGUGAGGAUGAGAAUGAGGAAGAGGAGGCGGAAGAGUUUGAGGCCGGAUCUGUGGAAGUGCAGACGUCCCUGCAGGCCUCGGACAACACCGCAGAACACUCACAGUGUAAUGGAGUUUCACUAAACGGAGCUGCGCAGGAGACCAAGUCAGACCACGAGAGCACGGAAAGUACUGAAGUGAAGAGCUGCAAGUCGGAGUGUGUAGAGACGAUGGAGGACGAGCGAGACGCUGAAGCCGCAAACACACACACACACACACACGGCAAGGACGAGUCUGCUGUCCCUCUCGCCACGCCCUCACAGGAGAGUCCGCAUGGCUCCACCACGGCCAGCCCUCAGACCGACUCGCCUGUUCUGGUUAACGCAGAUGAGGUCGGGUCUGGAAACACCAGUCAGAAAUCUGAUGAGGAGGAUUUCGUCAAGGUUGAAGACCUCCCAGUGCAGCUCUCAGUGAUGUGCCAGGAGGAGUUGUGUAAGCAGAUCUUAGAGGAACAGAGGAGCAAUAAUCUGACGCGUGAGAUCCUGAACGGAAACGCGGAGGGGCUGAGUGGACUCGUGGGCAACGCACACGCUCUCAAAGAGCCUGAAACCGUCGGAGCGCAGAGUGCAUGAAGCCGGGGGAUUUUAAUCACCGCAUCCUGACACUACAGCAUCAUAUUUAUCUUAAUGUGUUUAAUUUUAUACUGAUGUGAUUUUAAAUCACAGCAAAUAAGUAAUUACAUCUCAGAGCGACAUGCCACAAGUUCAGCCUGAGCCUCGCUGACGUUUUCGCGUUUCAGUGCGUUUAUUUAUCUGAAAUUAAUCUGACGGUUCAUUUGAGAAGAAACACUGUAAUUCUAAGGUUUGUGUUGAAUUCUGUAACUUGAUGCCUCCUGUUCGCUGCUUAAAGCCGAGCCUCACACUGGAAACUUUCAGCGAUGAACAUGGUGUUUUGUUCUUUCUUUUUCUUCUUCUUUUUUUUUUUUUGGUUCGAUUAUUUCUUUCUCUCUUGCCUUCUGAAAGGUCUCAGAGCCUCCUUCUCCUCCUCUUCCUUCUCCUUCUCCUCCUCUUCCUUCUCCUUCUCCUUCUCCUCCUCUUCCUCCUCCUUCUCCUCCUCCUCCUUCUCUUCUUCCUUCUCCUCCUUCUGCUUCUCCUCCUCCUUCUCCUCCUCCUCCUUCUCUUCUUCCUUCUCCUCCUUCUUCUUCUCCUCCUCCUCCUUCUCCUUCUCCUCCUCUUCCUUCUCCUUCUCCUCCUCCUCCUUCUCCUUCUCCUCCUCUUCCUCCUCCUUCUCCUCCUUCUCUUCCUUCUCUUCUUCCUCCUCCUCCUUCUCCUCCUUCUCCUCCUCCUCUUCUUCCUUCUCCUCCUUCUCUUCUUCCUCCUCCUCCUUCUCCUCCUCCUCCUUCUCUUCUUCCUUCUCCUCCUUCUCUUCCUUCUCUUCUUCCUCCUCCUCCUUCUCCUCCUUCUCCUCCUUCUCUUCUUCCUUCUCCUCCUUCUGCUUCUCCUCCUCGUCCUCCUCCUUCUCUUCUUCCUUCUCCUCCUUCUCUUCCUUCUCCUCUUCCUCCUUCUCCCCCUCCUUCUCCUCCUCCUCCUUCUCCUCUUCCUCCUUCUCCCCCUCCUUCUCCUCCUCUUCCUCCUUAUGCACUUUGUGCCCCAGAAACAGAUUAGAGGUUAGAGUAUCUCAGAACCGAGAUAUUCGACGUCAUCAGCUAAUGUAAGACACUUCUUUAAUGUGAAAUGAACCUUUUCUGAAAACCUUUUUGAGAGGAAUCGUGAGCGCCGAUCUCCGCCUUUCUCUCCUCCCUCCUCCAGGGGGCGUAUUUCAGCCUUAAUGCAUUCUUUUAAUUUUCUUUAUUCUCUUUUUUCCCCUCAUUUUAGCUUUUAUUUUCUUCCCAGUUUAAAUUCCUGGUACUCUGAAUCUGUUUUCAUCGGGUUUAAAUGUUAGUGAAGGUUUUAAGGUAACAAAUAAAACAUUAAUUUUUACUUUGUCCCUCAAAAACUUGUUCCAGGUGCCUUUAUUUGCUUUUGACCUCUUCACAGCAGGAAGUUUUUCCGUGACUCGAGAGUGCGCUCAUCAUCUCCUGGGGUUUAUUAUAAUUUUAGAAUUAAUUUUAAACAUAAGUUUAAAACGCAAGUUUAAAAUUAAGAGCAACUUGUCACUUGCUGGUGUAAACGAUCAAAACCUCCAUCAGUGGGAACUGCUUUUCUGUGUGAACAAAAGAAACGGGAGAAUUCUCUUAAAAUACGCAAUAAAAUCAGUGUAUUCAUUCCACCAUUUUUUUUAAAGUUAGUGGAAAAAUUAACCUCUAUUUUACUAUUUAUCUGUAAUAAACAUGAAGCGAAAUGGCGGCACAGCGACAGACCUGCCAACAUUUACACAUUUAACAUCGCUGCCUGGUGUUAACAUUCAACAAUUACACAAAAGGAACAGUCUUUAUUUUCCCCUAUAAAAACAGCAGAUGCUUUGUUGGAAUGAUUGACAUUUGCGUAAGUGUUUUGAACUCUCGGAUAUUAACUCACUCCCUGGAAGCCCCGCCCCCAUUUCCCAAUUUAACUGCUUGAAAGAUUCACUGAUGCAGCUUCCUCACUUUCUGUUACGGUAAACGGAGAAUGUUUUGAAUCGAUUCGUUUGUGUAGUUAGCAUAAUUAACAGAUCAGAUCAUAGGCCUACAUCAAAGUGUAAAAUCUUGCACAUUACAAAUAAUUUUAAGGGUAACGAUAAUUAGAAAGUGAUUUAAAACGCUGCUUGCUCUCCUGCAAAAAGUGCAAUCAAGCUCACUGUUGUAGAAACUGAAAUGUGUGUUUUACAACAAUCCAAAACCAUGAAAAAUAAAUAUUACUGAAGACA
Pangasianodon hypophthalmus (striped catfish) is the source of this 9635-nucleotide messenger RNA. It is a transcript of the gene pcm1, whose product is annotated as pericentriolar material 1. Gene Ontology annotation, biological process: intraciliary transport involved in cilium assembly; protein localization to centrosome; centrosome cycle. Gene Ontology annotation, cellular component: ciliary basal body; centrosome; centriolar satellite. The transcript has 40 exons. Bases 1301 to 7423 code for a protein of 2040 amino acids. Lineage: Eukaryota; Metazoa; Chordata; Actinopteri; Siluriformes; Pangasiidae. The record is from RefSeq and is a predicted model, not a curated record.